UCGCGGGGGUGGUGGCAGGGUGGAUCAACACGGGCUGGAGUUUAGCGAAAUGCACUAAGACUUAUGUGACGUUGAAUAAUCCCCAGACUAUUAUUGUUUACUACAACCUAACACUAUUUCACAAGGCAAUGCCUCCUCAAUUGCCUGAACAUGUCGUGAUAACUCUACUCCGACAAUGUUACAUCACACCCAGAUGCCAGGCAUCACGAUUGUGCCCGCAGCCACUGCCAGAUAGCUGCACCAGGCAUGUCUCCACGUUCCGCCCUUGUACACGACUGCGACACCGACACGCUGCAAGAGGUGGAACCCAGGCUGGAAAUUCUUCUAUACAUACCAGAGCCGGAGAUGAAUUACAAUCGUCCCCCAAGACCAGUUUGUUAGAGCUGGCCCCGGCUUGCGUGGGCAUCCAUCAAUCAACGGUCGCUUUUGCUGCCCAGCAUAAUGAUCGAGGACGAAAGGUAGAACCGGCGCGCAUUGCUGUGCUUGGAGGUGGCAUAACGGGACUAGCGACCGCGCAUUACUUCGCCAGGGAAAAUCCGAAUGCGAAAAUCACAGUAUAUGAGAACAGUGCUAGGCUAGGCGGGUGGUUGAAGAGCCACUACAUGGACGUGGAUGGGGAGAGUGUUCUCUUUGAGUCAGGUCCUAGGACUUUGCGGCCGGGUACUCCUCCUGGACUCGUUACCCUGGAGCUGAUCCAGGAACUUGGUCUCCAAAACGAACUGCUCAUUACCUCAACAGCCUCUGAAGCCCACCAGAACCGAUAUUUGUACUAUCCCGAUCGCCUGGUAAAGAUGCCUGGAGCAGGACAGGAUCCAUUUGAUAUGGCAUGGAGGGUUAUGACCGAGCCUGUGUUCAAGGGUUUGAUAUGGGGCGCUUUGACAGAGCAGUCUCGUCCCAUUCGACCCAGCGACAUGGAUGACGAAUCUGUUGGCUCUUUUCUCGCUCGAAGAAUGAUGAGUGACGAGCCGGGCAACAACAUUGUCUCGGCUGUCCUACAUGGCAUCUAUGCAGGCGAUAUAAAUCAAUUGAGCGUCAAGAGCCUAAUGCCGAUGAUGUGGCACUAUGAAGCGUGGAAGGGUAGUAUUAUAAAAGCUGUAUAUACGAGGAUGGCGGAGAAAGUGGAACUGGUGUCUAAGAGGGAUCUCGAACUCAAGCUGGAGGUGCUGCCCAUGAUCAAGGCAGACUUGUUGGAUGUGAUGAGACAUGCCAGUGUAUACUCCUUUAAGGAGGGUAUUGGAGUUCUGUCUGCCGCAUUGGAGAGAGCUUUGAAAGAGAAUCCUAAUGUGGAAUUCAAAAUGGAAACUGGAGUUACGGCCGUGGAACAUGAUGGUGAGAGUGACAGUAUCAAGAUCUCGACCAGGCAUGAGGCUCCAGCCAAAUAUACCAAAGCUAUAUCCACAGUCCCCAGCAGUGUCCUCUCCAGCCUAACAUCUAACACUCUUCCAAGCCUGGCCCGAACACAUUCGGUAACAGUAAUGGUCGUAAAUCUCUACUUCAAAGAUCCCCACAUCCUCACAGAACGCGGCUUCGGCUACCUUAUCCCACGAUCCAUCCCCUUCACCCAAAAUCCCGAGCGUGCACUUGGUGUCGUGUUCGAUUCCGACGCCGUCAAAGGCCAAGACACAGCCACCGGCACCAAAGUCACCGUCAUGCUCGGUGGCCAUUGGUGGGACGCCUUCGAAACCUACCCGGACGAAGAAGAGGGCAUCAACAUGGCGCGGUCCGUCCUCCAUCGGCACUUGAAAAUCACCGACAAGCCUGCCGCAACACGUGUCUCUCUUCAGCGCAACUGCAUCCCGCAAUACACCGUUGGACACGAGUCGCGACUGCAGGCUGCACAUCUGGAUCUCAUGCGUGAAUUCAAAGGUAAGUUGGCAGUGGCUGGAAAUAGUUAUACAGGCGUGGGACUCAACGAUUGUGUGAGAGCUGCUAGGGAUGUGGUUAUGGGUAUGAAGAGGGGGACAACUGUUACGGGACUUGAGGAUGCGGGGAGGAAGGAUUUAUAUGCUCAGGUUGCGGUUCCCAGCUCGGCAGACGUUGAGGCUGGAAUUCGGAGGAGAGAGGGGAGAAGUUGAUGGAAUCUUGCUUGGCAAGUAGAAGAUUUUAUCUCAGGGAUGCCAAAGAGUGGUGUUUUCUUGGGCCUUAUAAUGACAAUGGCCGAAAGAAGAUAAUCAACCGUACAUGAACAACGUAAAAAAAAAAAAUCGGACUGGUAUAAGCAUUCCAAGACCGCUCGUCCUAUAGUGACUGCUGUUUUGCUGUCUCAACAUUUCCUAUCAACCGCACCAAAUGGCAUUUCCCUCCUGUCGUCACUUCCAAGAUCUCCACCAAAAUUUGGCUCUUUCAGUAGCAACCUGACAGGCUGGGUCAUCUUCCUGUGGCAUCAAAAUAUGUGUAGGAGGACUGUAGGGGGUUGCUGUCUCCUGCAUAGAGCAGAAAGCUACACAUGGUGGACUUGGCUUGCGUAUUAGGUAUGGGCAAGUAGUGGCUACGAUACGGUCAGCCCACAAUGGCAAGGAGACGAUUAUGACAUAUCAAAGCACUCGAAUGCUUAAGUGAACCCUGGAAACCUUACUGUGAGCAACAAGCUGCAUAAAUAGCCUGAUGAUGUUGGUGCACAUUUGUGGAAGAUUGUUGUUUUCGUUGCCUUACUGGAAGGCUUAGCCGAGCGCGGCUUUACAUGAGGUAUUUACCCGUGGUAAUUCGUAUGAUACCACAACAUCCUGCAAGCAAUAAGUGGCAUAUGAAUAGGACGCAUCGG
Messenger RNA from Cadophora gregata, 2761 nucleotides. It is a transcript of the gene HEM14, whose product is annotated as oxygen-dependent protoporphyrinogen oxidase. The coding region runs from base 129 to 2075 and encodes 648 amino acids. The transcript is spliced from 3 exons. Gene Ontology annotation, molecular function: protoporphyrinogen oxidase activity, oxygen as acceptor. NCBI's taxonomy places the organism in Eukaryota, Fungi, Ascomycota, Leotiomycetes, Helotiales, Ploettnerulaceae. Gene Ontology annotation, cellular component: mitochondrial inner membrane. Gene Ontology annotation, biological process: heme biosynthetic process. The record is from RefSeq and is a predicted model, not a curated record.